AGGUUGAUACAAGCCGAAUUGUUCACAUUCACUCAGUGAUCAUUCUGCGCAGGUCAGAUAAAAGAAAAGACCGUGUGGAAAUUUCUCCCGAGCAGCUCUCGGCUGCUUCAACAGAAGCAGAGAGAUUGGCUGAACUAACAGGACGCCCCAUGAGAGUUGUAGGCUGGUAUCACUCUCAUCCUCACAUAACAGUGUGGCCAUCACAUGUAGUUCCACCACCAUCACCCCCUAAAUUGUGUGUUUAUGAUGCUUUCCCCUAUAGGUAUGAAAGGAUUGAAAUCCCCAUCCACGUUGUCCCACACAAUACCAUAGGGAAAGUUUGCCUCGAAUCGGCUGUGGAACUGCCAAAAAUCCUGUGUCAGGAGGAGCAGGAUGCCUAUAGGAAAAUCCACAGCCUCACCCACCUGGAUUCUAUAACCAAGAUUCACAAUGGCUCAGGUACGGUUUCCACCACCCAGAGUUUGGGGGUGCUGCUUAUAUCUCGAGGCUCAGAAAGAUGUAAUUAGGAUUCCGAGUCCUGAAACAUCUGUCAGCAGGGUGUUUUAACUGUCCUGUGUAACUAGUGAGGAGGA
This is a messenger RNA of Thamnophis sirtalis, 572 nucleotides long. The record is from RefSeq and is a predicted model, not a curated record. NCBI's taxonomy places the organism in Eukaryota, Metazoa, Chordata, Lepidosauria, Squamata, Natricidae.